Messenger RNA from Cladophialophora psammophila CBS 110553, 1785 nucleotides. RefSeq lists its product as uncharacterized. Gene Ontology annotation, cellular component: mitochondrion. The transcript has 4 exons. The record is from RefSeq and is a predicted model, not a curated record. Gene Ontology annotation, molecular function: D-lactate dehydrogenase (NAD+) activity; FAD binding; D-lactate dehydrogenase (cytochrome) activity. The coding region runs from base 1 to 1785 and encodes 594 amino acids. Lineage: Eukaryota; Fungi; Ascomycota; Eurotiomycetes; Chaetothyriales; Herpotrichiellaceae. Gene Ontology annotation, biological process: lactate catabolic process.
AUGGACACUACUCUUCCCGCGCCCUUCAACCUAAGUCACAUUCCCGGCGAGAUCGAAACGACCAAUAAAACCCUCAAGCUUUGGUACGACACGAUCCAAGCAGCACCCGCGGUUGAAUACCUGCCUUCUGGCAUUUCAAAAGAGACAUUCACCGAGAUCGUCAAGCGUUUUCAAGAUGUACUCGGAGAAGAUGCUGUCAUAUUGGGCGACGAGCUCCGACUGAGCUACGGAGAUCCUUUCUCCAUGAAUGAGGACGAAGCAGAAAGACGUGGAAGCUCCUGUGCAAUUCGACCAACAACAGUCGAGCAGAUCCAGACCAUCGUCAAGAUCGCCAAUGAAUACAAAAUUCCACUCUGGACGGUGUCGAGAGGGAAGAAUCUCGGCUAUGGUGGUCCUGUCGCACGCAUUAAGGGCUCUGUUAUUGUCGAUUUACAGAACAUGAACAAGGUCCUCGAUAUCAACGACAAAUACUCUUAUUAUACCGUUGAGCCCGGUGUGAGUUUCUUUCAACUUUAUCAGGCAAUUAAAGAUCAGAAAAAGAACAUAUGGUGUUCGGUUCCUGCUCUAGGCUGGGGCAGUGUCGUUGGAAAUGCACUAGACAGGGGAUGGGGAUACACUCCACACGGUGACCACUCCAACCAGAUUUGCGGAAUCGAGGCGGUGUUGGCAGAUGGGAAUCUUGUCAGAACGGGUAUGGGCGCCCUCAAGGACUCAAAAUCCUGGCCUCUCUUCCGAGGCGGCUACGGCCCUACUUACGACCAGAUGUUCAAUCAGUCGAAUUUCGGGAUCGUGACGAAGUUGACACUUUGGGCUUCUCCCGCGCCGGAAGGUCUAAUGCUAUGUCACGUUGAUGUGCCUGAGGAGCACGACCUGAAAGAUCUGGUUGAUAUCCUACGCGAACUAUUGCUCCACGACAAGAUCCAGAAUCACCCUGUCAUUGGAAACAUCAUUAGGGAGAUUUGCAGGAGGGGUCCAAGAAGCCAAUGGUAUGAUGGCCCUGGCUCCAUUCCUGACAGCAGGUUGAAAGAGCUUCAGAAGGAGCUUGGAGUCGGAUUCUGGGACGCAAUCUUCGGUCUCUACGGACCAAAAGAAAUAAUCGAGCAUAAUUACAAAGCAUGUCAAGAAGCGUUCAAAGCUAUCAAGGGCUCCGUCCUCACCGGGACCGCCUACUAUCCACAGGGGAAGAAAUACUUGGCUGCGGAUGACGUUCCCUACGACCUUCAAGCCGGAGUGCCCAGUAUGGCACCACUAAGGACGAUUGAAUACAGAGGGUUGGAUGGAGGACACAUCUCAUUCUCUCCAGUCCUGCCCAGUGACGGUCAGGAUGCUCUGGAUUUCUAUUACGUUGCCAAAAACAGGUGUGCGCAAUAUGGUUUCGACUUUGUUGCCGGACUUCAUCUCCAUCUUCGCCAUCUGACACAUAUAAAUAUGAUCCAUUUCGACCGACAAUCACAAGAAGACAAGGAUGCAGCCAACAACUUGUUUGUCGACCUCGUUCACGAUGCAAGAAGAGCUGGAUACGGGGAGUACCGCGCACACGUCGAGCAUAUGGAUCUAGUGGCAGAACAGUACGACUUUAACGAAUGUGCAUUGAUGCGGCUAAACGAGAAGAUCAAAGAUUGUCUCGACCCCAAUGGCAUAUUGAGUCCAGGAAAGCAGGGGAUUUGGCCAGCAGUCUAUCGCAAGGCCAGGAGCCCAAAUCUCUCGAACGGAGAAAAGGGAGACGCUGGUAACACUGCGGUUGAGGGUAUUUCGCAACCAGCCGAAUUAAGAAGUCAUAUUUGA